This is a messenger RNA of Pogona vitticeps (central bearded dragon), 6101 nucleotides long. It is a transcript of the gene NUP153, whose product is annotated as nucleoporin 153. Gene Ontology annotation, cellular component: nuclear pore. Gene Ontology annotation, molecular function: structural constituent of nuclear pore. Gene Ontology annotation, biological process: protein import into nucleus; RNA export from nucleus. NCBI's taxonomy places the organism in Eukaryota, Metazoa, Chordata, Lepidosauria, Squamata, Agamidae. The record is from RefSeq and is a predicted model, not a curated record.
AGAGGAGGAGGAAAGGGAGGGGAAAGUGGAGCGGCAGAGACGGACUCGGCGCGCGCGCGCGCGCUCCAGCCUGCCUGCCAGCGAGAGAGGGAGCUUGUGAGGGGAAAUCUGGGGGAGGGCGCCAGGCCGAGGGCGCGGCGGGGGCCAUCGCCAUAGAGAUAGUGACAGCACAGAACGGCCUUGGGGGCUGGGGGCGAGAGGAAGGGAGAGGGCCAACGUGAGGGGAGGGAGGGCGCGCGCGCGCGGGAGGCCGGGUCGGGCCAAGCCAGGCCGGGCCGGGCCUCUUGUGGCGCCGAGCGCUUGAGGGGCGGGAGGGAGACUUGGAGAGGUCCCAAGAUGGAUUCAGGAGAAAGCAGCGGCGGCGGCGGCGGCGAAGAAAGAGGAGGAGGAGGAGGUGGGGCAGGCGGCGGCGGCGGGAAGAUCCGGACUCGGCGGUACCAUCUGGCAGCGGCCUCCCAGAAGCCUUACCCAAGAAACAAGCAGGGAAUUAUUAAUAUUGUGAAGGAAUCUGUGAAGAGUAUUGUUCCAACUUGGCUUCAGAGAUACUUCAGACAAAGCGAAGAGGCAUCCCCCGAUGAACAAAGGCGAUUAGAGGAGAGUAUGAACUACCAUCCUGCCUUCGCUGCUGCUGCUGACAAUAGUAUUGAAAUUGAUGGACGAAUCACUCCUGAGCCAACAAGAAUGACUUUAGAAGAGCCCUCAACAAGUAGCUCUACUUUAAACCUCGCAGAUAUUUUAACAAGACCCUCUCUCCAUCGGAGUCAUCUUAACUGUAAUAUCCUGGAUUCUCCACCACCACUUUCCCAACCCUCCACAUCAUCUGCAUUUCCAAUUAGUAAUUCUGGACUUUCAUUUGGAAAAGAAAUGAAAGAUUCUACCUCUCAGCAUGACGACGAUAACAUCUCAACCACAAGUGGUUUCUCUUCAAGGGCAUCUGAUAAAGAUAUACAGGUUUCAAAAAAUGCUUCAAUACCACCUCUCUGGUCUACAGAGACUGAAAGACCUGUCACCCUUUCUCAGCAUUCAGCCACCAGCUCUAAAAAGCCUGGAUUUAAUCUGUCUGCCUUUGGCGCUCUCUCCCCUUCACUUGGUAAUGCAUCAGUUCUUAAGACAAGCCAGCUUGGAAAUUCUCCAUUUUAUCCUGGAAAAACCACAUAUGGUGGUGCAGCAGCAGCAGCAAGGCAAUCUAAAUUGCGGGUGACUCCUUAUCAGACACCAGUAAGAAGACAAAUGAAAGCCAAACAAGUGAAUGCACAGUCAUAUGGAGUGACAAGUUCUACUGCACGACGCAUCUUGCAAUCUCUGGAGAAGAUGUCAAGUCCAUUAGCAGAUGCUAAAAGAAUUCCUUCUUCUGUUUCUUCUCCAUUAUCAUCUCCUGUAGAAAGAAGUAUGCUGAAUAUCACUGACUUCCAGACACCAAGGAAAAGGGUUGAAUCCCAUUAUCCACCAGUCCAGAAGCUUGUAACACCGAAGGCUGUGUCAUUGUCAGUGAAUCGUUCGCAAUAUUUCAAACCAUCACUUACAUCUACUACUGAUUCAGGCAGGAUUCGACAGAGAAUAGAGAUGAACCAUAAAGCAGUGCAUGAGAAGAGUAUGACAGUAGAACAGCAAACAAAACCAUCAGAAAGCAGUGGCACAAACCUCAAGUUUGGUACAUCUGCUUCUAAUGGUCUACCUCCUGCAGCAGGAAGUGGUGGUGGGAAGAUGAGGAGGGAAAGAAGUGUCCAUUAUAUAUCAAAACCUACACAAGAUGAGGAGCUGGAGAUGCCGCCACUACCAGAAAUAUCUUUACCCAUCAGUACGUCAUCUUUGCCAAACUUCAGCUUUGGCCCACUUGCUAGUACUACGGUUUCAUCUUCACCAGUCAGUGCUGCACAGUCAGUAGUGAACAAGGUGCAGCCGGCCAGUAAUGCUGGCAGUCCUGUGUUCAGAUUUUCAUCUCCAAUUGUAAAAUCCACUGAAGCAGAAGUGCUGCCACCAGUUUCUGUUGGUGGCUUUAAAUUUAGUGUUCCUGUUGCAAAAUCAUCUGAUCCUUCAGGACCCAAGGAUACUCCAGUAUUGCCUGUGAUGAAUGCAGCUGUCAAUAGCAUCAGCAACAAGAAAGAAAAGGAGUAUGACGGUCCUUUUAAGCCUGCGAAAGUCUUGAAAGAAGGAAGUGUUUUGGACAUUUUAAAAAAUCCUGGUUUUUCUUCUCCCACCACUUUAUCGACAUUCUCAUCAUCAGCCACUCCACCUGUUGCUACAAGCACAGUUGUUUACACAAGGCCUGCAAUAAGUAGUUUCUCUGGAGCCUCGGUUUCAGGACUUGGGGAUUUAUCAAAGAAGCAGUUGUCAGUCUCUUGGCAGUGUGAUGCAUGUCUCAUACAAAACAAGCUGGCAGAUAAUAAAUGUAUAGCCUGUCAAGCUGCAAAAGUGCCAGCAUCAGAUGAUACUAAGCAGGCUGGUACUUUGACUCAGAAUAUUACCACCAAAUCGGCAGUUUCUACAACAGGGACACAGUGCUUUGGAGAUAAAUUUAAGACAACAGCUGGAACUUGGGAUUGUGACACUUGUUUGGUCCAGAACAAAAGAGAAAGUACAAAAUGUGUGGCUUGUGAAACACCAAAACCUGGAACAGGAGUAAAACAAGCUCUUGUAUUGCCUUUCGUCACAGACAAUGCUACACCAGUGUCUUCCUCUUCUAGCUCUGUUGAUGGUUCAGUCACUUUGGGAUUUGGAGACAAAUUCAAGAAGCCCAAAGAUGCUUGGGAGUGUUCUGUGUGUUUAGUGUCAAAUAAGGCAGAGGAUAGCAAAUGUGUGGCCUGUCAGGCGGACAAAGCAGGUGGUUCGGUGCCUGUGGUGAGUAGCAGUGCUUCUUCUUUACCAGCUCUUUCUGGAGGAUUUCUGGGUUUGGACAAAUUCAAGAAACCAGAGGGAAGCUGGGACUGUGAAACCUGCCUAGUACAGAACAAAGCAGAUGCCACCAAGUGUGUAGCAUGUGAGAGUGCAAAACCGGGCAGCAAGCCUGAACUCAAAGGUUUUGGUACUGCUGCUACUUCUGCCCCAUCAUUUUCAGCUCCAUCUUCUUCAGCUCCAUCUGCUCCUUCAUUUAAAUUUGGUAUUCCAUCAUCAUCCACAGAAACCACUCAGUUACUGGGAAAUGCAGGGAAGAACUUUAAGUUUGGAGAACAAGGAGGAUUCAAAUUCGGUAUUACGUCAGAACUGGGAUCAUCAGCAAAUACAAUGGCAGGAGGUUUUAAGUUCUCAAAAAAUGAAGGGUCCAAACUGGGAAGCUUUCCUUCAGAGUCUAAAUCUGAGGGCAGUAAAGAUGGCAAGAAUAAUAGCACUUUCAAUUUUGGACUUCCCUCUGGGACUAGCAGUGCAUCUACUGCAUCAUUUCAGUUUGGAAUCACUAACCUUGGACAGCAAGAGAAGAAAGAAGGACUUAACCAACCUGCUGCAGGAGGUUUUACUUUUGGGAAUCUUCCUUCAGCUCCUGCAGCUGUAACUGAAAAUAAAACUGGAAUAAGUGGUUUCAAAUUUGGAAAUGCAGCGGAAAAGGAAGUUUCCUUUUCAUUGAAAAAAACAGAUGAGAAAAAAGAUGAAAUUUCUUUGGGAAAAGGUGGGUUCACUUUUGGUAAGAUGGAACCUGCGACUGCCCCACCCGUUGUUCUGGGAAGGACAGAUGAGAAACAGGAAUCUGAUAUUCCUUCUAAUCCAUUAGUAUUUGGAAAGAAAACAGAGAAUGAAGAUUCAAAGGCACAAUCCAUAUUUUCAUUUGGAAAGUCAGAGCAAACCAAAGAUGAUGGCCCAGUAAAGCCUCCAUUCAGGUUUAGCCUCACAAAACCAGCAGAGAAAGAAGCAGAGCAACAGACAAAGCCAGCUUUUACUUUUGGGGCACAGGGAAGUACGGCAGAUCCAGGAUCAGCAAAGCCUACGUUCAGUUUCCUGAGCUCUAACUCAUCUAAUGCAGCUGUGCCAAGUGUUUCACUUGGUGGUAGUGGUGGCGGCAGCGGUGCCAGCACCAGUAGCAUAUUCAGCAACACAACCUCUACAUCAAAUCCUCCACCAAGCUUUCUGUUUGGUCAGGCCAGCAACACUGUGAGCAGCUCUGCUUUUGGUAAUCCCUCUGACUCCAGUACAUCACAAUCCUUUGGGUUCUCUCAAGAGAGCAAGCCACCAACAACCACCUCCAGUACAGGCACCUCAGUUCCAUUUCUCUUUGGUACUGUAGCCACCACUAACAGCACAGCUAAUGCUGGCUUCAGUUUUGCAGCACCUACUACAACAGCACCCCCUACAGGUUCCUCCUCUUCAUUUGUAUUUGGCUCUGGGUCUUCAGCUCCUGCAGCUGGUCCAGCAUUUGGUGCCAGCCAGACACCAACAUUUGGUCAAAACCAAGGCUCCAGCCAGCCUCCUGCUCCAACAUUUGGGUCACUCUCAACAUCUUCAUUAUUUCCUGCUGGCUCCCAGCCGGCACCACCAGCCUUUGGGUCUGUAUCAAGUAGUACACAGCCUCCAGUCUUUGGACAGCAAGCUACCCAACAGCCUGGGUUUGGCUCAGGUACAGCUUCUAGUGCGGGUCCAGUGUUCCAGUUUGGAAGUAGUACUGCUAAUUUCAACUUCACAGGCAACAGCCCAGGAGUAUUUACCUUUGGUGCUACUCCUGGUGCAUCAUCAGCACAGCCAGGAGGCUCUUUAGGAUUUUCAUACACCCAGCCUUCACCAUCAUUUAACUUGGGCAGGAGUAACGGAAAAAAUAUAUUCUCCGCACCUGGAUCUUCAGUGCCUGGUCGGAAGAUAAAGACGGCUGUUAGACGUAGAAAAUAAAAUAUUAAUGAUUGUUACAAACAGCAGCUCCCUUACCACAGCUGGUUGCCCUGUAUCAUUCAGUUACUGAAUUGUACCUCAUGCUGGGUUUAGCUGAAGCCAGGUCUGCCUAAACUCUACUUGCUUUUUUUCUCUCCAUUUAGAGUUUUAAUUUUUUAUUUUUUAAUAUUAGAGUUGGUGGCAGGAAGGAUCUUGAGCAAAAACUACUUUAGAAUCCAUCAGUUUUUCUUCACUGACUUGGCAUGGUCUGGCUAUAGAUAUAAAUAUAGCCUGCACAGCGAAUGGCUUCGUAUAGUACCUCUGUUUGCACCACUUUGUGCGCUCAUCUACGUUUACUGACACCUCGAAAUUGUAAUUAUAUCAGAAAGAGGGAGUCUGUAUAGAGUAGAGAAUGUGGAUAAUGAAUGAUUUCUUUGCAGAGUUUGUGCCGAUGUACGUGUGAAGUGAGCGAGUUGCGUGUAUUGUGCACUAAAAUUUUCUGAUAGAGAAAGAAUGAUCAAAAAUGGUCCAUGCUAGGGACUAGAUUGAUCAGUAGUACUUCAUUCAAUAAUUAGAUGCUCUUUCUAUUUUCAUUCUUAACAGCUCCUUAUCACCUGUCUCGCCUUUUCAUUAUUUUAUUAUGAAACAAAUGUGUAAAUACAAUUCUGUUUCUCUAUGUACUUUGGCAUAACAAAUCUGUGAACUUGAAAUUUUAAUUUUGUGUGUUACAGCAAAUUUUUGUUUAGUAUUGUCUCAGAUUUUAUUAUGUAAAUCUCAUUAUUCAAAGUUGCCUAAAUCCAUUAAAAAUCUUUAAAAUUGGGAAUUCUUAAAAUGAGUUUAUUGGCUUUUCUGAUCCAUUUUUGUUUGGACCAAAAACCAGUAUUGUACAAAGUGUUAAGUAUAUAUUUUUAUAUUUACGGAAAUGGACUCUGGUGACUUUGGAUAAUAAGGAAAAGUUUAAUAUUAAAGCCAUGUUUAUUACAGUAUAAUUAACAUGUUAAACCAUGGGAUAAAUGCCAUCAAUAAAAAUUAUGAAACAUGUUUGUGUGAAUUUCAAUACAAGUAACUGUUGUUGUCUGAAAUGCAUCUAUUAUUAAAUAUUCUCAGUGAGAUGCAUCUUAAAUUGUGCACAUGUUUAACCAUUACAUAACAAUGUAAAUUGAAUUGUAUUCUUUGCUGUUGAGAGUUCCCUAAUGAGAUAGUGCAUAACUUUCCAAGCGCUGGUGCUAGACAGAAUUGCCUUGAGUAUUUCAUUGCACUUUUUUGUAGCAAUCCUAAAUGUUUAUUAAAUAAAUAUGUACCAGGGACAAGAA